This is a messenger RNA of Hibiscus syriacus, 2293 nucleotides long. RefSeq names its product WD repeat-containing protein 91 homolog. The record is from RefSeq and is a predicted model, not a curated record. Gene Ontology annotation, molecular function: protein binding. The coding region runs from base 115 to 2055 and encodes 646 amino acids. Lineage: Eukaryota; Viridiplantae; Streptophyta; Magnoliopsida; Malvales; Malvaceae. The transcript has 16 exons.
GAAGAAUCCAAAGAUUCUUUUUCUUCAAGCAAGAUUCAAGAUUGAAGCCCCCAAUCCAUACGUUUUGUUUCCUUUUACGUUCGAUUGCCCUGUAAUUCUGUAAGAUUGUAUCAGAUGGAGAAUAUGCAACAGGCGGAGGAGCUUGUGAGGGGAUAUUUGGUCUUCAGAGGAUUUACGAAUACAUUAAAAUCUUUUGAGACUGAGUUGUGUACGGAUAUUGGUAAAAGCUUUCAAGUGAACAAGGUAUUAGACUUGAUUUUCGCGGUUUAUAUUCCUAAAUUCCACGCCGAGAAAUUAGUUGGUCUGUUUAGGUUCUUCAAGCAAUGCUUUUCGUCAUGGUCUGAGACCACGAUGCUUGAAACCUUGUCGAAAUUGGAGUGCUCUGUUCUUCGGUGUUACAUUGUUAAUGCAUUGCAAUCUGGGAGGAAAGAUAAAGUUGUGGAGUUCUUUGGAAUAAAUGGAGAUGAUUUGCUAGUAAAGAGUUCGGAUUGGACUCCUUGGUUUGCGAUUCCUUAUUUGAAGAAUCCAAGCAUGGAUCCUCAGUUUCGUGUUUAUUUCUCCAAGGAAUGGUAUGAAGCUCUCCGUCUUUCUGUGAGGAACUUUUUCAGCGAGAUCUUCAAUGGUACUCGCCUUCCUGCCCUACUGAAGAUCUGUUCAGAAAAGAAUACUAUUAGCAGUCUUAAAAAAGACAACAAGCUUCUUAAUCAAAAGGUAUUACAACUUCAGGCUUUACUGGAGGAAAAGGAGGUACAACUAGGUCUAUCUAAAAGGAGCAUGGGAGCAGCUAAUAGUUCUAGUGGCAUUGAUGGUGAAAACUUGCACCUCCCUACAAGUAGUGAGGACAUAUUUGCUCAUGCAACCUCACAUUUGGGUAGAAUAGCACAGGGUGAGCAACAUGCUGGUACUGAAUCCGCCAAAUUUGUAUCAGCCUAUGUUGAGUCCUCGUCUUGGCAAGAUUCAUAUUCUGCUUCGAGUCUUCAUGCCUUAUCCAGUGGAAUCGAUGAUACUGCUCAAAAGUUCUAUGGUAGCCAUUUUAAUGAUAAUGACAGGGAAAUGCACAGAGAAGAAGAAUUUCCUGAAGUGAGUGUAGAGUUUCAGGAGACAUUUUUGGGCCACACAAGUUCAAUUACUCGUUGUCGAUUUUCUGCUUCUGGAAACAAUAUAGCUAGUGCAUCUGUGGAUGGCACUGUCAGGAUAUGGACAUAUGACUCAUCAAUUCCGGCAUCUAGAAAUGCAACAAUAUAUUGUGGAGCUGAGAUAAUGUCACUUGACUGGGAAUGCAAAUCUGAUCGGCUGCUUCUCAUAGGCACUGCUGAGGGAGGCAUUAAAGCGUGGAAUGUUGAUGCGAAGAGAGUUGUCUGUGAUCUGAAUACAACUGAUGCGUUUCCAAGUGUCUUGGAUUUAAAAUGCAGCCCCGUGGAACCAAUAUUUGUUUCUGCCACAUCAUCACAAAGGCUUGGUUCAAAGUCUAUCGACUCUCUGGGGUAUGCUUCUUUGACCGUGUGGAACAUGAAAACAUGGAAAGUUAUGACAGUCCUUCCUCUUGGUGAAGAUCCGCCUGCAAUUACUUCCCUAUGCUUCAAUCACAACGGAAAGAUUUUAGCCGCCUCUGCCACCGAUGGAAUGAUUCAUAUGUUUGACAUGUCGGCUGGUUUACAAAUCACGGGGUGGCCUGCACAUGACUCUGCAAUAAGCUCACUUCUUUUUGGGCCUGAUGAGACUAGCAUUUUUAGCUUGGGCUCUGAUGGAAAGAUAUUUGAAUGGAGCCUGCAAAACCAAGGUCGUGUCCUAUGGUCAAAAACUUCUAGCCUCUUUUCCGACUCCAAGAGAUCAAAAUACUGUAGAGAUGAAAUGUCACUGGAUGCCAACGGGAGGCAGCUAUUAGUAACAUCCGGUUCUGUAAGGGCACCCAUAUAUCAGGUACAAGGCCAUUCAAGCGGAUUCAGAACUCUUCCCCACACUUCAGCUAUAACGACAGUGGAUUGGCACCCAACCUUGCCGAUUUUCUUGACCGGAUCAGCAGACAAUUCGGUUCGAGUAACUUCUAUACCGUGAAGACAACAAAACAUCUAUUCUACAUCUGCUUCCCCAUUUUGGUUAAAUGAAGACCAAUUAUAGGCAUAGUAGUUUGAAAAAUAGUAUUUUUUUUUCUUUUCAUUUUUGCAUGCAUGUUUGAGCAUGCCAUUCGUUUGCCAGUGUUUGGGAGAGGUAAUCUCGUGAGUGAUGAUGUAAUUCAUUGAAUGUGUUUGUACCUUAAAUCUAUUUUUGUCAUUUACUUGUAAACUGUUCUGUC